This is a messenger RNA of Cinara cedri, 24164 nucleotides long. Lineage: Eukaryota; Metazoa; Arthropoda; Insecta; Hemiptera; Aphididae. The record is from the annotation of a GenBank genome assembly.
AUGGAAAUAUCAGCCACUAAAGUGAAUGAUGGCGCGGAAACAGGAAAAGUCCAGGAUAUUCACCAGUUUUUUGUGUCUCUUGUAGAAUUUGGCUUUAUAGACAUGUCCGUUUCUGCAAUUAGUGAUUCAUGUGAAUUCGAUUUUUAAGUUAUUAACUUUUUAAGUUAUUUUAUUAUCUUUUUUCUACGCCAAUAUUCUCUGUAGGUGCCUUUUAUAUACUGUAGUUAACUAAAACUUUAAAAACUGAUAAUAUACAGGAAUUUUGAACAUAAAACCUACGUUAAAAAAUUGUCAGCUAUCAGUCUGUGUAUGAGCGUGCUCAAUAGUAGAUUGAUAGGGGGUUCAAGCCCUCCCCAUUGACUGUUUUACAUAAUCAUUUUUUUUUAUAUAAUUGUAUUUCUUGAUUGAGAUAUAAGUAUCCGAUACCAGGUUAUUAUCUUAUCAGUCUUAUGAGCUCUAUCAAUAUCUACAGCAAUACCACAGUGAACUUUUUCGUAGUUUUUCAUUUGGUUUUUGGUUAAAGCUGAAAACUUACUUAUAAUAAGCAUAAUAACUGAAGUAAUUUUUCUAACUUAUAAUUUGAUGUUUGAAAUGAUAAUUUAUUAAUAUUAAAAUGUUUUUCAGACUCAAUUUAACGGACUGACGAUGUUAGCUAUUUACAAUGAUGCACUUUUAUCCGUAAAAAUACCCAAUGACCUGGCUAAAAAGCCUCGUAAACUUGACUUUGUAUGUGUUAACUAAACUAUUGAGUAUUUAAGCAUUAUUUUUGUAAAAUUUUAAUAGAUAAAUCAUAUUUUUAUUGAUUAUUAUAAAAAUUAAUGUAUAGAUAUAACCAUUAAUUCUAUGCGCAAAUACAUAGUCGGGAUGAAGGCGAAGGAGAAGAAUUAUCAAUUUAAUAUUAAUCUGGUUAGGAGGUGAUUAUCAUUUUUUAAAUUAUACAUAACAAGAUGGGCUAGAUGAUGCAUUCGGCUUAUCUUAUAAUAACAAGACAUUAUAAAAAUAAAAAAAAUAUUUCAACCCCCUACCCCUUCAAAAUUCCCUACUUCACCCCCGAAUCCGCGAAGUAUCGAUUUGUAGACGAUUUUAUAUUCGGAGCGUAGCGAGAGAUCUACCGAUUUUACUGUGACGUGUUUUUUGAUAUCUAAAGUAACUUUUUUCAUAAUAAUUAAAAAAAAAAACCAAAAAGAAAGAAAUAUACAGCGUAACGAUUUCAUUAUUUAAAAUGUUUAAGAUUAUAUUUUUUCUACCAAAAAUCUUUGUUCCACAUUUAAAGAACAGCAUGUUUUCUGAAAGAAAAAUGUAUCUUGUUUGUAAACAAGAACGUAGUUGUUUGAUUUUUCGUAUAGUUUUCCUAAUAAUUACGAAAAAUCGGGAAAAAGCGUAGAAAAUACGGCAAAAUGUACGGCAUAUGAGAUUUUUUUGUUAUUCGGUUAAAAAUUAUUAUGGGGACCUGUAAGCUGAAGUUUUCUCUAAAUACUCAUGUCGGCCUUUUGUUGAUGUGGUAAAAUUUUAAAUCAUUUUAGCUAUUUUUAUGCUAUUUAUACAAAUUUGAUGUUUUCGCGGUUUUUAAUUAGUUUUUACUUGGGAUGUAACUGUUAUUAAAAUUAUAUGACGUGAAAUGCUUGAAAACUUAACACAAAGUGACAGUGGCUAUUUUUUCUGACUUUUCGCAUUGCACAUACAUGUAUUUGAGUUUGGUAUGUACACGACAUAGACGGAAAUUCAAAAUUUCAAUACCAAAAUAUAUUUUAACUAAAACGUCAUCCAUUUAUAGAAUUUUUAAUGUAAGAUACUGUUUUAAAAACCAAAAAUAAUAUUUUUACACACUAUAAUAAUGAUAACAGAAAAUAACGGUAAUGAAACAUUUUAGAGCUAUUGAUUUGAUAAGUUAUACAAAAAAAAAAAAAUGGCUGAAAAUUAAAUAGUUACUUUUCCAGAUAAUGAGUGUUAUCCUAUCGAAGAUUGAUAACACUGUAAGUGGUUAUAAAAAAAAAAUAAAUAUUUUUCUCUGCGGAACCUCGUGUCUUGUUUAUUAAAAAUAGGAGGUGGCAUGUAGGUACACAUUCUAAUUUGGUGUAGUGCACAAAGUGUGUCCUAGUGCGCGCAAAAAAUAUCCAACGCUCAAUAGUCUAAAAAGCACAUUUGAGUCUAAUGCAUUAGUUUAUUUUUCAUAAGCGUUUUAAAAUCAAAUUUUGAAGAAAACCGUAUAACUUACGGCGUUUCAAAAUACGUCUUGCUGAACUUCGCUCCGAAUCGUUUUUCGUCAGCGAUGGUUUAUCUUUGAGAGACAGAUAUAAAUAAAAUAACUUUGUGCAACCCAUCUUCCCGACGGCAAUCGCACCCGUCCCGAAUAUCAGAUCUGUUUAGUUUUGCUAUGAAAUCGAAUUUUAUUAUAUUAUGCGCUCACCGUAAGUAUAAUAUUUGUACACGUAAAUAACUGAAAAUUAUACGUUUUUCCUGAUACACAAAUAACAUUCUGUAAUAGUUUUAACGGGCACUUUGAAUAUAAUAUAAUAUAAUAUAAGUACAUAGAUCUAUCUAGUUCAAUACGUUUCAACACAAUAAUAUUAUAUAGUAACACGUCGCUGUGUAUUGCGUACAGAUGACGUUCAGGUGCAUAUCGUUUAUAUUUAUUAUAUUAAUAGGAUAGUUUUUGCGAGAACGUUUUUUCACAUGUAAAAUCAGUGCCGUGGGAAUGAACGGCCGAACUGCAGAUGUUCAAAAUAUGUAAUUCGAUUUACAAAAAUGUACGCGAUAAUAAUAUUGUUUAUUAUGCGAACCAAUAGGCGGCUAUACCUAUGUGUUAUAAAAUAUUAUUUUGCACCGGUGCGAAAACGUAAUUUUUGUUCGGUCAAUAUUACAUUUCGGGGGUACCCAUCUCUAUUCGUCAACGAGAGAAAUAAUAUUACACACGUAUACUUUCCAACGGCAUUGACCGGUCGUAUCGUUUAUUAUCAUUAUUAUUUUUGCGUUGUUGUUAUCGGACAAUAAUAAAAUAAUUCGUUUUUGGUACACGUCCUUACAUGGGAAACAAUCAAUAAUAAUAUAUCGUACGACAUUAUCCGGCGGUGCUUAUCAAUUUUUUUGUUCGGCACGAUUUUCGCACGUGGUACAGUUAUUAAACUUACUGUAUUAUGUAGGCAUGAUAUUUAUUAACACUCGAGAUCGGACCGAGGGCAUUAAAAUCGUAUUAUUAUUCUGAAUAUUAUUGUUAUUGGUCGGAGACGGACAAUCAAUCCUCCGGGCCCCGGGACCUUCCGCGCGUUAAUAUUACGUCUCAUUGUUACUGUCAUAGCUAUGAGUAUUGUAGGUAUGAUCGUGUCCGAAUUAAAUCCGGUGAAACUCGAACCCUCCGUACCCCACUCGCCGGCCCCCCCCCACCGUCUAAGUUGGGUUUUAAAAUGUCAUACAACGAUCGCGCGGACAAAACGACCCGAAUCCCCGGGCUCACGCGAUUGUACGAUAACAAUUAUAAACCAUAAUCAUUAUUAUUAUUAAUAACGAUAUUAUUACAAUAGUAGGUAUACAUUAUAACAAUAUAGUAUAAUAUCGAUUCCGUUUGCUCGCGGGCCGAAAUCGUAUUCCCCGCGUACACAUUUUAGGACGCUUCGCGAGAAAUCGCCGAGUAUCUUAACGACAACGUCUUUUUAGAAAUCGCGUGGUUUGUGUACUAAUUACUAAUAAUCCUAUAUAAACUAUGCCUAUAUGAUAUGCUGUAAGUAUAUUCUCUAUUAUAUCCUACAUUCUCAACUAUCCGUCUACAGCGGUGGCCUACCAAUAAGAAGUACCGUCUUGUUUAAGCGCAAGCGUUUGGGGGGGGGGGGCUAAAUUAAACAAAGAAGCUGCAAAAUUCUAGUUGUUAGUUGUUUUAAUUCAUUUUUUAAAUAAAUAUAUAAAAUUAUAAAAUAUGGUAUACCGUACUGUACGGUCCGUACAGUCUACGUAACAUCCCUCCUGGACGGUGGUGUAGUGAAGUCGUUUUUUUAUUUAGGGGCGCAGUCGAGCCCGUUCGAUCGACUGCAGACUUAACAAAACAAAAAUCUGUUUUUCAUGUCCACAAACCAAUAUUUCUGUUUGUCUAUAAUACAACCAAUUUCCAUGUCGAUAAUCCCGAAUUUCCGAGAGGGUCCACGUAAAAACUUGGACGGUAAAAAUCUGGACGGUAUAAAUUUGGAAUUUAAUAUUUAAAACAACUCCCUCGUGUACAACAUACAAAAAACCUCGUGUUAAAUGUUCAAGUAUUUCUCCGUCAUACAAUUUUAUAUUCUAGAUUUGUACCGUCCAGAUUUGUACUGUCCUGAUUUUUACAGUCCAGUUUUGAUCGUCCAAUUUUUUACCGUCCAGAAUUUCACGAAUUUCAAAAUUUUUUAUUCCACAUUUGUACUGUCCAGAUUCGUAGUGCUCAAAUUUGUACAUUCCAGGCUUUUACGAGCUCCUUUACGAGUUAUAUAUUUUUUUCUCAAGUACAUUUAACCGACUUAAGUAGUUUAGAGGGGUAAUACACCGCUUUAGCACCUCUCUAGUUUCACCUCUGUCCUCACACAAGAUACAACUUAUUAAUAUUUUCAUUUCAGUAAAUGUCUAAUGCACAAUUCCCGUUUAAAACUAUAAUAUAGUAUUAUGUUUUUUUUUUUCUAAACUAACAUUUAAUUAGAUGUUCACCGUUAUCAAAAAUUACCCAUCCUUCAUUUCUAACAACAAUAAUAAUUGCACGGUUUUAACUGUACGAGUAAUUAUUUUAAUGAAUAUACCUUCAGAAACAUUUUUUUUUUUUUACGGUUUUGUCUCUUAUUGGAACCAUAAUAUUAUAAUAGUUCUAAAAUUACGCAAUGCCUUAGAAAAUACGAAAUUUCCGGCCGGUGGUAAUUUACUUGAAAUAACUUUUCGAAAUAUCUAUCGAAAUUUCCACAAUUCAUUCCAAAGUCAUUUUUUUCAUUUUUCUUUAUUUCAAGGUUACUUUGGCAACAAGAGAAAAAAAAAUAUCACCACUCCACUUUAUUUUUCAAGUAAUUUUCAUGAUAAUUAGGAAAUAAAGAAUGGAGUCGGAUGAAUUUACGGCACAUACAAAUUUAUCGAAAAUAAUGAUACUUUUCCAUUAUAUUCGAUUUGUUCCAUUUUGUUUUUUAAUUCUAGAAUUCUUGCCUCAAACCUCUAGUGUAGCAACUUAAAUAUAAAGUUAUAUCUAAAAAAACGUUUUUUUUUUUUUUUAUUUUCCGUGUAGUUUCUUUACUUUUAACGAAAUUUGUAAAAAUCACGGCAUUUCAAAAUAUGUUUGAUUGAACUCCGCUCAGAACAGUAUUUCGUCAGUAAUGAUCUAUCGUUGAGAUAGUUAAAUAACUUUAUAUAUCUUACCUUUUCAACUACCCACCUACAAUAGUGGCACAUCCAUCAGCAAUAUCAGCUUUUAUUAAUCCAUUUUAUUUUAUUUUUUUCAGAACAGAGCAAGUGCCAAAAAUCAUUAACUACAAAACAUAUGAAAAUGCCCAGUGAGUACAAUUUUAUAUUUCAAAUUAAUGAAAAUUAGUUAUACUUUAUGGACAAAUAUUGAAAAAAACACGCGAUUGAGUUUUUCAUAAAUCAUAUCCAGAAAAGUAUGCCAUACAAUUUAUAGCAUAAACAAUGAAGGUAUUGAUUAUAAAAAAAAUCUGAAAUGUCUUCACUUUUUGCAAAUGUCAUUUUGCCCAUAAUUGUUUAUUAAUAUUAAUAGUCAUAUUUUAUACACGUAAACAAUAUUUUAGGUAUGAAUUCGGUAACAUUUUUUUAUGUAUAAUAUUAUUAUUAUAUGUAAAUUAUUAAUUCGGCUUGAAAUAUGUAAAACAAAAAGAAAAUAAUGUACAGUUAUAUUGCAGGUAUCUAUAGUACUUAAAAAUUUAAUAAAUAAUCAUUUAAACGAGAAAAAAAUGCAUAUCAUAUGAUCGGUCAUCGUUCAUCAUAAUAUUGUAUCCGUAUUAAAAUCAUUUACAUAAUGAUGAAGUAUCUGCGAUAUGAUUACGGUAUGCGUGAGUGUUUUAUGAUGAAAAAAAAUUGAUAUAAUAAUAUUAUUAAUCGUCGAGAACUAUUAAGAAGGUUAAGAGGCCGUCACAGUAGAAUAUCUAGCCGUCUCCGUUUUUAUAACGGACAAAUUAUAGUAAAAAUGUGUUUAUGUAUAACAAACUAAAACACUAAAAAUCGUUGAAAAUUGGUUUUAGAAAUAAACCGUCUAUAUUAUAAUAUUUGUGAGCUAAUAAAUAAUAAAUAAGCUAAUAAAUACAUUUUGAAGUCAACCUCUUUUUUUUUUCUUGUGAAAUACUAAAUAUUUAAAAAGUCAUCGUUCUUAGUGAGGAAAAAAAAGUUGUACCUUUUUUAUCUUCAAAAAUGAGUUGAAUAUUUAGUGUAAAACGCCGUCCAGGUUACCUUCAAAAUGUGGUCAUCUAUAAGUAUACAUAUCGUAUAUAAAAUAGGUGGAUCGUCUUUAAAACUGAUUCUAUAAAGCCCUUUUCAUUCGUUUUACGCGAAUACUUUUCGGCUACUUCGGUUAUCGAGCCCCGCGUUUUCACCGGGGUUGGACCGUUCCCGCCUUUUUUAUAGAUACAAUAAAAAAAAAAUUUCAAUACUCUAUAAAUAAAGUAUUUAAGAAUAUACAGAAUAAUUCGCUAAGCGUGCUCAUCCCAUUUUUUUGGUUAAAUUUUGCAUGUAUUCAAAUUCUGAUUUUUGCAGGAGUCAGUAGUGGUGUAUCAUUGUAUCUUGUGACGGCACAACGCGUGGCGUUUUGUUAAUGUUCCACUACUUUCCUCUACCUAAACUUAAAAGUGAAAUAUCUCGGAAAUCAAAAAUUUAUUUAAAAUAAUACUCCAUCGAAUUAGAAUUUUGAAUACAUGUUCUCAUUUGCAAAACCUAAGUUGGUAUCGUCAAAAGACACUCCCUAAAUGCUGUGAAAAAUCAAAUUAUUCGAAAAUAUCGGCUUAAACUAUAUUUAAAAAUUUCAAAAAUCAGAAUUUGAAUAAAUGUCAAAUUUAACCAAAACAAUGGGGUGAUCACGCUUAGUGAAUCGUCCUGUAUAUUGUGUGUACCCUCGUUUUAAACUCGUAUUACCUAAACGGUGUAACUUUUUAUAAAUGUAUCGAUUGAAACAACUCGGUUUAUAUUUCGUGUACGUAUAUUAUAUAAUAUAGUAACGCGCUUAUUUUUUUUUAAUGUUGCCGACCGUCAAAUUUCUAUUCGUACGACUAUUUAAUGACAGAACGAAAUAAUAAUUAAUAGUAGAUACGUUUUUGUUAUUAUUUUUUUUUUUCAGUAGUGAAUUUUGCCCAUUUUGUCGUCUAACACGAGUAUUAUAAACGUUGUUUAGUUUCCGGGAGAUAAAACGAAAAACGUGCACGAUGAUGUACAGCCAAUAUAAUAUGGGACGGACGUAGACAUCUGAAAUUUCGAACAUCAAUGGUGCGAAAACAUCGAAACCGGAUAUUUAAACAAUUUAAAUUUCCAAAAUUCGAAAAUGUCUGCUCUCGUACCUCUAUUCGUUUCUAAAAAGAACGAAUAUUACACAAUUUCAGAAAAAUAAUAACUCUUUUUUUUAAUGGCUAUUGUACACUGUACACUCACAUAAACGUAUUUUGUACUUUUAUGCCCGUCGUUUAUGUGAUAUGACAUAAUCGGUAAAAAAUAUAUCAUUUUCGUCGAAAAAUAAAUCCAAAAACAUAGAAAAACCGUUUUUAUACAAAUAUAUUUCUUAAAUAACUUAAAUGUUUAGUUAAAAGAAAUAACUGCAAGUUAUUAUAAUAAUUAAUUUUCUAACAUUUUUUUUGAACUGGUUGAGUUUAAAUUUAUCAAAAUAGAGUAACGUAUAAUUUAACGAUCAACUUUUCACCUAUAAUUAGUGUCCAGUUUUGGUUAUUGAAAUCAUAAUAUAGCGUAAUGUGUAACUGAGACAGUAACCUACCCUAAAUAGUUGGGUUCAGUGGUGGCCAAAAGGAUAAUUUUUAUGAACUAUAUUACGAUUUAUAUAUUUCGAUUUUUUUUUGUGUAUUCAAUACUAUCGUAAUAAUCGUAUUAUUUUCGACACGAUAAACGGUAAAAUGUUUACUAUCGGAAAUCAAUUUCUGGUAUCAUUUAUUCAGUUCUUCACGUGACUAUCGGCUGGAGCUGUUGUAAUAACAACAGUCGUCUGCAGUAAACCGCGGUCCAAACAUAAAGUACUAUCAUAUUACUCUAUGGGUCCAACAUAGAAUACGUAGGGUUCAAUAAGCUAACCAAUCGUUAUCACGAACCGCACAACUGACCACGUUGGUUGAUCGCAGUUUACAAAAUAUUAAUCUACCAUCACAGAUUCGCAGAUUUUAAUUAAUUUUAUCGAGUGUGCGUUCAAAUAUGAUAUACUACUACCCUGUCAGUAAUGUGUACGCGCGCACUAUGGCUUUGCGUAGCGUUUUUCGCUAAAUGCGAUUUAUUACCUAAGAUUGAUAAUAUUUCUAGAUUUUUGUAUAAAAUAUAAAUGGGAGGGCGUAGUGUCUUUUAUCAACAAAGAGGCAUACUAGGUAUUAGUACAACGUAAAAUUUAUACGCGUAUCUCCGUGCACUCGUGAAUCCGUGAACACGUCGCUGGCGGAUUUCGCGGACACAUUGGUUUCGACCGCGAGCCCUCGGGCGGAAAACUACUUCCGUGCGUGCAAAGUAUUUGGACCGGAGCACCGCAGUCAGUCGGGUGUUUUUUUCAAUUAUAAUAUUAUGUUACAUAUUAUUAUGUCGUUGUAAUAACCUAAUGCGUUUUAAAAUAUUAUUAUUAUAUUAUUGUCAUUACAAUAGCGAACGGCGUCGUUUAUUAACUCGGUCGAUUUUUUGUGUAAUAAUUAUACUAGGCCCGAAAUGACCGACUUGCAGUUGCAGUCGGUAGUCGUCGCCCGCGUCCAUUGUUGUUGUCGCCUCGUCCUCCUCCUGCACAGCGGCUCGCGAUAAUCAAAGUGAAAUCUCCCACACGGCCGACAAUUUGUUGCUUUAUAUUUAUUAUUAUUAUUUUAUUUGUAUUUUUUUUUUUUUUUUUUUUUUUUUUUUUUUUGCCCCGGCGUUAUCGGUUCGUUUUGUUCCAUUGUCCGCGCCGACCGUUUAUUUUCUCGAUUCUCCCGACUACGCGGCGACGCACGCGCAUUAUUUAUUUGUAUUAUUUUUUUUUUUCCAUUUGUACAUAUACACGGACACACGUAUGUGUAUUAAUAUCAAUUCUAAAUACGAGACUCUGACUACAACUAAUACGAGUACACGCCACGACGACGUCCCUCGUCUCGUCAUCGACGUAAAACGUGACCGCACGUCCGACAAACACUCAAACGCCCCCCCAGACGUGUUGUAGCUAAAUAUGAAUAGGUACACAAACACGCGUCUUCCGACAAUAUUGCAGUGUUUUAAAAUGACCGACGCAAACCUAUAAACGUCAUAAUAUACAGGGUGAUUAUAGACAGUGGUAUUCGCAUAAAAUAUGCUACAUGUAUACGCUGCGCGCAUAAUAUUCAUUUCAGUUUCAGAAUUAUGAUACAAAUCACAAGUACGUGUACUCAGAAAUAGUUUAAGAAAAAAAGAAAGAAAGAACAACUGUCAAAGUAAAACUUAGAAAACGUAUUUAUUAAUCUAACGAGAAUCUUACUAGUAGAACACAUUCGGGAAUAUUUUUUUCUGUAGACAACUUUUCUACCAGAAAUCUUGCUUCGAUUUACAAAUGUAGCACUUUUUCUAAAAGAAAAUCGGACUGGCGAGGUACUUUAGAGAGGUGAUUUUCAGAUUUUUCCAAUAAAUGGGAAAACCAGAAAAAAAUGGGAAAAUAAUUACAAUAUUAAACAAAUAUUGUUAAAGAAAAUAUAAAAUGCGUAUAUGUAAUUAUUUCAGCAAAAUCUACAAAAAUAUUGAAUUUCUUAUGUACCAACAAAAAAAAAUUGUCAUUCAAAAUAAAUGAUACCCUUACAAUUUGGAGCAAGAUAUCUGGUAGAAAAAAAAAUCAUAAAAUCGUUAAUACCGUAAAUAUUUUUAACCUUUUUCUACCAAUUUUUCUAAACUAUUAGAAAAACUGCAAAUAAUACCAAUAACUUUCCUCUCCUGGGCAAUAACUAGAUCCAAAAUGCUAUAAAAAAAAUUCAUUGUAGUAUUUUGAUUGAAAGCUUUGAAGAUUUCUGAUAAAAAAUUUGUUUACAGACAAAAAAAGAGAGAAUACAAAAACUAAACUAUUAAAUUACUCGCUACCACAGAGUAAUAAAUUGAAACAAAAUUGUUGAUAAUUUUAAGUUUAUUAAUUAGCUGUAUUGUUAGCUUGUAAGCAGUUCUAAACAUUUUACAUUGGUUAUAGUAAAUAUAUACCUAAAUAGAAAAUACUGAACAUGUAAUCCCCUCUCUAUAUUUUACUUUUAUAUCAAAUAAGUAAAAUAAGUUUCAGUGUAGCGAGCUUAUUGUUAAUAAGUAAACGACUUUUAACGUAGAAAAACUUCAAAACAGUUAAUACCGGCGUACUGCUAUGCUGACGGUACUUUAAUUCACGAUAUGUUGCCUAUACAGUACUCCCUAAUCGGGAACAAACAAACUGUACACAUUUCCUUUCACUAUUUCUGGGACUAAUCAGGCAACCUAUAAAACACUAUGUUUAUUCGUGUACACAGUGUUGCCUAUUUGAAUCGGAUAAGGCCCGGUGGCCGGUAUGAUGUUCGGAAUUGUAUUAUUUAUUUUAUUCUGGCGUUUUGUCAUGCCUCCUGUGUUAUAUUUAAGGAGUUACGAAAAGCAAUUUACUGUCGUAACAUUUAUCGACUAGAAUAUAUUCCAAUUCAUUUUCAUAAAUUAAUUUAAAAGUUUCUCUGUGGUUUUAUCACAAGAUUUUUUUUAUAAAUAUACUUUUUUUUAGUAAUUUUUCACACAUUUUUCAUACAUUAAAAGAAGGGGACUUCUUAUCUGUUAAUACUUUGUUUCAAAAAUAUAUCUAGACAGCUUUUCUAAAAAAAAUUGAAAAAUCUAACUACAGAUUUAUUUUUGUUAAUAUCUGAGUUACCUUGACUUAUUACUCUAAUUUUUUUAUAUAUCUAAAAAAUAUUAAUGAGGUUAUCUUCAAAACCCAACAUAAAAACACCUUAUACCUAACAUGAAAACUGUAUGUUAAAGGUACCCGAUGAAAAAUGUUUGUUUAUAUGGUAAACGGUAGCAUAUAGUUUGUUUCAACUGGAUCCCUGAACUUUUUGCGCCUUUUCCAUCUGGCUUACGAAUACAAUUUUUAGUGUGCAUUUCGAAAACACAAGUACAAUAAUAUGCGGAUAUAUCUCUGUAUGUGUUGUUUGGAAUGAGUUACGUUUUAAAAAUCAAUUUGAAGCCAAUUCGGAGCACGUGGAGGUUGCCAACUUCUUUAUAAAAAAUGUCGAUAACUGUAUUUUUGAGCGAAAAUCAGUCGCGUAUCAACAAAGGGUUUUCAUGUUGUCCCACUGGCUUUGUGAAUGAUAAGUUUGUAUCGUUUUAUUAUUAUCAUCAUCAUAAAUUUAUAAAUACUUAAUAUUUAUGAGGUACUUUUAUUCUUUUUUUUUUUUUUUUUUUUGAGCCAGUUUAAAAUAUUAGUGAACGAUUGAGUUAUCCCGAAUGUUAUUAAUAUAAUAUAAUUAAAGAUAAGUUUUUGUUCGACCCAGUCUAAACUUAAUAUUCGUCUUUAAAUUGCCUAUAUAAAACCCCUUAAAGUUAUUACUGUUGCGGUCUUUCUUGUGUUAUGUGAUCAUCUUUUGGUGUAUUGUAUAAGCAAUUUAUAAUACAUCCUUGUACACGUGUUUGCCAACGCGUUCGAGAUCGGUUUCUACGCAAAAUAUUCAAGUUUUACUUAAAACGUUUCUAGUAAAACCUAUUAUUCUUAUAGUUUCUACUAUUAUUGUAUUAUAAUUCACAAUAGUACAUUGAAUAAAUAAAUCAGUUUUAAUUACUGUGAAUACUAUAAGAAAAUAUAUAGAAUAUUACUCGUAAUAAAUUGCUUGAUAAUAUAUGCUAUGUUUGUUUUCCUAAUAAUAUAUUUGCACUAAUAAAACUAACAACUACAAUUUACAUAAAUUAAAUGAGAAUUCCUCAUAUUUACUUUGUAUACGAAUUUCAAUAAUUAAUAGCUUCAGCAGUGUAUGAUAAUAGUGCUGCAAAAGCUGUAUACUUAUUUGCUCGAAAAUUAUUUCCGUUUUACUCGUACUAAAACGACAUGUUAAAAAAAAAAAAAUGAGUAUUGUUCAAUAUUGAUUGGUAAAACUUGUUUGACCAUAUAUAAUCAAUCAGUACCCAUACUCGGAUGAUAAUGAUCAAUAGCGGAAAUCACUGUCGAGUGUCAGUAACCUUUUAAUAGAAACUGCGUAGUAAUUGAAAACAAAUUCAACGUUAAUAAAAUAUCUAUCGAUUCCCCUCCCCCCCCCCAUUAUUUUCUUUAUACCGAGCGACCGAGUGUUUUGAUUAAUUGCAAUGUAAUUCUGAAACGCAUUGACUACAAUAAUAUUGUCGUUUAUAAAUGAUAAUAAUAUAGUACCUAUUACAGUAUCAUUUUGUAAAAAUAAACCAUGUUAUUUAUAGUCGACAAAAAAUGUUGUUAAUAAUUUUCAAACAUUAUACGACAUUGACAACUACGUAUUUGUUUCGAUUUUAUUUCGUAAUGUUUGAUUAUUAUUGUUAAAACCCUACAUCGAUAGGAGUCGUCAUUUUGCACGCACAUGCCGCAGUCAUAAAUUCAAUUAUUAACUGUACCUAUGCAUCGUACCAAUAAUAAUAACAAUACAUUUUAUUAUUCCCGCGGUGACGAAUUAAACGUCGUCGUAGAAAUAUUAAUGAAGUUAAACUGCCGUUAUAUGCGUUUGGAUAUUUCGGAUAUCUUAUGGUUCAUCAGUCAUUACGUCACCGUAAUCGCAAUGACCAAUAAUCUAACAGGUAUUUACAAAAAUAAUACUUGUAGUACACACGAAUCCCAAAUAAACAAUGUCAAAUACGUUAUUAUUUAUUACGGAUAUUAUUAUUAUUAUUAUUAUUAUAAGGUAGGUACGCCAGUUUUAUAUUAUCUGGCAUUAAUUUAGCCGACGUUAACAAAAAAUGACUUGCCUGUCGUAUAAUACGAGCCAUCUUUGUUACUUUUUAUUACAAUACGCACACAUUUUUUUAUUUUUUUAUGUAUACUUUAAUGGCUCGCAAUAAUCUAAUGUUGGAAUUAUUAUACUGCUUUAAUGACAAUAUUAAAAUAUAGCGUUACAAACGUGGAAAUGUUAUAAAACCAUAUGUAUGUGCGUGUAAGACUUUUUAGAUUUCAGUGAGCAUUUAAAUCCGUUUCCACGACAACAUGCAAUUAUAAUACAAUGCUUCCAUGUUUCGUCUUCCAUUAAGUACUCUGUCCGAUCAUCUUUGGUCUGCAUCUCGUUAUUUGUUCAAGUAGUCCUCCGAUCUACGUAUACGACAUGUCCGCGGCUUACCUCAGGCUAAUGCUUUUUAGAACCCAUAUAAUAGAAAAAUGCUUUAUUGUCUACGAUUAUUACAAUAAACUUUCGCUUACAUUGUUGUAAAUAUUUUGUUAAACAAGAUAGCAGAUAGUAAUCAUUAAAUCUUUGUCAAUACAAUUGCCUACAUUUGUGGCAAGAUUAUAGACGUAUCACAAAACAUUUUUGACACCCCUCCGCCCAACGGAUGAUUGGACAUCCAUAUCCCCCAAUAAUUAAGCCACUGCUCCAAUAAAGUUAGUUAUCUCGUCUGAAAGAAAAACAUUUUUUGCACUAGCCUUAACAAUUCCGUAUUUUCAUGUAGUUUCAGAAUUUGUAUAUUGUUAAGCCAACAGAACAUAAAAUAAUCAACAAGUUUAAUAUUUUAAAUUCUGAGUAUAGCGAAGAAAGUGUUGAUUUUAAAAAUACGUUUAUUUUUUGCUUCUUUUUUUUUAUAAAAGAAGCUUCUUUAUUUAUACUGUGUACAAAAAUUCGACUAGGCAUAUUGUUCGAUAUGCACACGUGGUACCGUUUCUGAAAGAAAUAUUUCUUAGAUGCCACCUUAGGAAGGUCAUAUUUUGAUUUUCUAAGUGGUUUUCAUAAUGUCUAGGAAAACCCGGGAUAAAACCUUAAAAAAACGGAAAAUUUACGAAAAUAAUGCUUUUUAUUAUUUUCAAUUUUGUUACUUGUUGUAAUUCAGUUCAAAAUAUUCAUAGAAACUUUAAAUUUAGACAGAAAACUUAUAUUUGUCUUUUCUAGACAUGGUAAAAUUUUCAAAAUUUUUGAACCACUUUUGAGCUUUUAUAGUGAUUUUAAUUUUGCUAGUUAUAUGCGUUACUUUUAGGUACGAUAGGUUCUCUGGUAAAAUUGUUAACAUCAGGAAAAAAUGGGAAAAUAAUUACAAUAUUAAACAAAUAUAAUUAAAGAAAAUAUAUAAUUAUUUUACCAAAAUAUGACAUAUAUAGUUGAUAAAGUAACACUAUUAACAGAACUCCGCGAAGUAUGUCCAUUUUUUUAUAUCACAUAAUUAUUUACAUAGUCAGACGAUAUUUAUUGAAUGGUUUUUUUUUUCUCUUGGCUUGUUAGCCAAGUCAAUUGGUUUCGACAAAAACAUAAUAAUAUACUAUAAAUAUAAAUAUUAUGAUUUUUGUCGUGUAACAAAUGAUUAACAUGACAAUAGUACUUAAUUUUCACGCGUGUUCGAAAUAAAUAAAUAUUAUUACUGCUAGAACAAAAAAUAUCGACUCUGUUUCAGAUUGAAUUAUACAUUUUGGCACCCGAUAAUAUACUAUUCUGUGUUCGGUAGUUCUACUAUAACAUAAAAUAAAUUAUUUGUUAAUAUAUUCCGCCUAAAGUAUUUCCGCCAUUAUAUACACGUAUAUUGGAUAAAAAAAAAACAAAAAUAUAUCGUAAAAUAUUAUGCAAAGUUCGUUAAACAAAGCAUUGUGACUGAAAAAAAAAUUAUGUUGGUAAAUAAUUUUCAUGGAUGUCAUUAUUUUUACAAAGAAACAAAAAUUAGUAAAUUUAAACUAGUGUAUUUUAUGAAUUAGUUAAAAUUUGACAUAUUAUAAUAAAUUUUGAAGGUAAUCAUACAUUUCAAUAUGAUAAAAAUACAAUAGAUAGUAUUAUUGAUGUUCCGCCGAUAAUUACUUAUCAAAAUUUAUUACGAUUUUAUUAUUGUACUUCUAUUUAAAAUGAAUCGUAAACUGCAGAAAUGAGACAAAUCCUUUCAGAAUCAUAUACUUAUAAUUGUAUUCAAUACUUAGUUCGUUGUCCCCCGUGAACAGUUAAAAUGUUAUUAACGUAUGUGUACCAUAUGUAUAACAUAUUUAAACUAACAAGUUAAACGUUGUUUGAAAGUUUUUAGAAUUUGUUAAACAUUGUUUUCCGAGAUAUUCGAGAUACGCGUUUUGUGGUACCAACUUCCCGUAGCACCACACACAAACUCAAAGCAGGGGCGCGUAAAAUAUCGGAAAAUAUUUUGUAGGAACUGUAUUUUAUUGGAAACGUACUUUGUCAGAACCGUAUUUUGGCGGAAAAAUAAUUCGUCAGAAAGUAUUGCCCUCUCUCUCAGUGUCGCCAAAACUGAUCACAAAAUAGUCACAGACGUUUGUUAGACGUUGUUUGAAAGUUGUCAGAAAUUGUUUUCCAUUUAUAUUAUUAAUAUCAACGCUAUUUCAGAGCUAAAAUUACAAAUGCACGAAACACAAUAUUAGCACAGCACAGUAUCAUUAGGUAUAUCUUUAAAAAAUAAGUAAAAAAAAAAAAUGAAAAAAAACAGCUAUGAAAUUGGAUUUCUUAUCGACACACAUAACGCGACAAUAUAAUAAUAUCGUAUAGUAUUAUUAUCAGCGUUUUUUACGGCGCCCCGAGGCAUCGCGAUACCAAUGCGUUCUUCUGGUAUUUUACGUUUUCGUUAGAAUUUUUUUUUCGCUCGCUCGCUCGCUCGCCGCCGAACCUCUGCGUGAGAAUGCGGAUAACAAUAAUAUAAUGACAACAACGCCAUUACAAUUAUUGUCGCCGUCGCCGUACGCCACACUAAACAACGCAAAGCGAGAACAUCGCGUGUCGUGCUACUGGAGACGGCACUGUAUCCACGAGUUACGAUAUAUUAUUACUGUCAUUAUAAUAUUUCCGACCGCGAAAGACACCGUAUCCGUAUUAUAAUGCGGCAACACAAUGCGACGAUCUUAAUACAUUACACACAUGUGUAUAUAUCUGUAUAAUAAUAUCUUUUCCCGGCGCGUGUUUUCGUAUGUGUAAACGAGCGAACGUGACCUAAACGUUUAACUGUAAAAAUACAUUUAUAUACAUAUACUUACCGUGCUUGUUAACCGGGCGUUUAUGCGUGUUCUUUUUUUUUGUUUUUUUUUUAUGCCUACAUACGGUCUCGGCGUGAACUUGCGACGGUAACAUUUUAAGACACCGUCACGGUUUUUUUUUUCUUCUUCUUUUAUUCGCGACGUUAUACCGCGAUGAUGUUAUUAUAAUGUAUACACGGGGCAUACGAGAAAACGCGCGUUUAACGCGGGUACGGUUCGUUAUUGCGACCGAAGAUUAAUUGAUUGAUCACUGAAAAUAAUCGUAAAAAUAAGCGCGGCCGCGGGCACUGACGGGCGACGAAAGUUUCAAAAUCCAGUCGAUUUCGUUGAAAACCCCUUCGAUAAAAAAAAAAAAAAAAAAACGGCGGGCGUAUGUUAUUCUCGUCAGCAAUUCAGACGGGUUUUCCCGCAAUCAAUCCGACCGAUAUGUAAAGCGAUUACAAUAUGUUUGAAAAUUCGGUAUAACAGAUUUAAAUCCGACGUGUUCGCUAUCGAUUAAAUCAUUUUUUUCAAAUUUGUUUUAUUUUUAUUUUUUUUUUUUUUCAUACGCGUUCAAAUUAAAUUUCUGGAAAUCGUAGGCACUGAAAUCCUAAAAAGUGUCCUGUCCGACUUCGUGCACGCUGCACGUUGAAUUCAAAUAUGUUUUCAGAAUUCGUAUCGUUUCACCACUAUACGUCUGUGUUGCUUUCCACGCUGAGUAUGUAUAUAUUGGACACUGAAGGAAAAUAUCGGUACCCAGUUCCCUUAUUAAAUAUUAUCAUCGUUUAAGAUCGCGGAUUAGCAAUGGUGUGAAAUCCGUACAACGAGAAUCGAAUACUGCAGGAUCGCAAUAUUAAUUAUCGAACUGACGGAAUAACUAUACAACGAAUAACAAUCGUAACGGAAUUGGCCGCAGUGUCCAUAAUUAUAUUAUUUGUAUUUUUCGGUAAUAUUAUCUAUUAGAAUACGUACCACACUAAAAUAAUCACGGUACGGUUAAAAUUGCCGACGAUAAUAUAAGUAAUAAUGUAAUGUACUCGUAACUCGUGUUAAUCGGAGAUCGGAUUUUAGAGAACCGCGCGCGAAUUCCAACGUGAAUGUUAUCCGGAAUGUUCGCGCGAGGGAUCACCGUACCUUAUAGGCUACCGUCGUAAUACAUACUCGCAUACCUAUAGUAUUAUUAUGAAAACGAAGAAAAGAAUGUUGCAGGCGGCAUAGGUGGGAGUUAUUUUUAGGUCGCAUUCGAGUCGCGAACAUCCGAUACGUCAUAAUGAAUACUUAUACAUUUGACCUAAAAAUAAAAAUAAAAAUUUCCGGGUUACGCACUCCAUAAGAAUCUUUGCGCACGCCAACUGACGCAAAUGAUUUCACGUGUAUGUCCGUCGUUAUUAUUACCAUAAUCCAUCAGUGUUUAUCUUUAUAAUUUUUUUUUUUUUUUCAAUAAUAUAAUAAACAAACGUAGGUAUUGUCGCCGUUAGAAAAAUGUAAAUUUAAAUCGUUUCGAACGAUCUCGACCAACAGCGGCCGCAGUUAUUUUAAUUUUUUUUUUUAUUUAGAUACUUGGAUCGCGAGUUUUUGGCGAUUUUUUUUUUUUAUCGCCAGGGGAGUAGCGGGUGUACCUCGGUAUAAGUGCUCGCGAAUUGUUUGACAAACACAUAAAUAAUUUAAACACACGCGUUUCUCGGCCAUAACGGUUCAUAACAUCAUUUUGGUGUAAAAUUCACGGGCGUGCCGACUUAUUAUUACCUAUUUAAUUAUUAUAAUAUUUUAUAGUGUGUGUGGGACACGCCGCCGGUCAACAAUAAUAAUUGUCGGACUCGAUAUGGCUGUGGUAUGCGUGAAUGAAGAACAGUACAUUUUGUUUUGCGCGCCGUCCGAACGAAAUUCGUUACCUACACUCGUCUGUGUCGGGAAGUUAUUAUCUACAUGGUAGGGUAGGCAUGUAGUAAAUAAAUACAUAUGGUAUUGUUCAAUUCGCUGUGAAAUUGUUAUUGAAUUAUUACUAUGCGUGUUUAUAAAAUACCACUUGCGAAUUGUGAUCUAUUAACGAAUUGUUGAUGUUCCUCCGUCGAAAACAUGUACUGCACUGGUUGGUAUACACCGGUGUACCCGUUUUAUUCUAAACGGACAGUUUGAAAAAAUAAUAACAGUAACAACUAAUAUUUCACGAGAACUAAACAUAAAGUGUACAAUUGCGGAGUAUGCGAGUACCUAUUUAGUAUAGGUACCGUUUUGUAAACACGUCAAAAUACAUGUCACACACGGAAUGGAAUAAAACACUGUACAAUGCGAUUACCCGCUGGCAAGAUGAUGUAUUUUGUUAAAAAAAAUUUUUGUUUAUAUUAUACGUUGAGUCUUCGGGGGAAGAACGCAGUUUAAAAAAACAUUAAAUUACCUUUAUUAUUAUAAUCGCCAAUAAUCGAUUUCUCGUAAAGCUGCAGACGGUAAUUAUAUUAUCUUUGAUCCCGGGGAUGAAAGGCUUAGUGUGUAUAUGUUUUCAAAAUUUAACUGGGUUGAAUUGAAAACCAUAAAAGUUGACUUGAGCACUUUUUCCCUGGGAAUAGCGGAUUCAAAGCCCACAGGUAUACAUAAAACUACAAAGUUACGAUUUUCACAAAAAUGUAAGUGUCUUCGGAGUUAAUUUUCUGUUGAUUUACCGAUUACACUUUGGUCGAUCUCGACAUUAUUCUAAAGUUACUUGAGCCGGCGUAUAUUUUAAAUGCAAACAUAUUUGACAUUUUUAUUUUUACAUUGAGUAAUAUAUGUACGUGAUCUAUUGUUUAAUUAUAUAGGCACCACAAACAGGGAUACAUUUAACUGUACCAAACUAUUACUCUGCAGUUAUAUCGUUGUUAUAUGGAUACCGAAAUAUCGAAUAACUCUCCCGGUUGUGAACUUUCCGACGGUGUACGUGUAUAUAUAACAUAUCGCGAGUACCUAAUAUUUCAACGCCUGUUUGGUUUUUUUUUUUCUUCCUAUGUCGGAUCUGUAAAAAAAAACUCAUAGGUACUCGUGCCUAUGAGUAUAGUAUACAAGCGUUAUUGUAUAAUUCACCGAAAACGAUGGCUCGCAUUGGUAUACACGAGCAUACACGCGCGUUUUAUUCUUAUAUUCAAACAAAACGGACCGCCUGAGACGUGCAGUAAGUUAAACGUACGCAAAUUAUAUUAUAAAACCGCCGACCCGUGGAAAUCGUCCGAUAAAGUAAAAUUAUCCCGCACACCGUCGGACUAGAUUUUCGGCGGAGGCGUAUAACGAAAUAAUUAGCGUUCGGUCGGCUACCCGUACACACACAGACGCUAUGAAAUCAUUUUCUACAACGCGGUCUACAAUAAUAUUAUGUACAAGAUCAUCGUAAUAAUACGAAUAUUUCCUAUAUAUGUAGGGUAGGUAUACUAUCGACGAACGCGUGUACCAGCACCACUGACCGUCGUGUCGAGAAUGACUCGACUCAUCUACAGCAUAUACAACACGCAUGACCGAUCGAAAAUUUAUAAUCGAUAAACAUUUUUGGUUUUUUUUUUUUUCUAUAGACACAGAAAUCGUUCCUUUUCUUUUUCUUUUCCUGGUUUUUUUAAUUAUCGCCACGAGGAUCCGGACAACGGCAAAAAACGCGAAACGCCAAGGUAUACUUUUUGUAUACUGCGCGAUGCGAUGCGGUCACUGCAGCAACAAUCGCAAUAAUUAUUCUGUCAACUGGAAAUCGAUGUUUUUUUUUUUUCCCCCCAUCCUCAAUCGAAUAAUAUUAUAAAUUAUAAUGUACAGGCACGAAUCUUGACGUUCUGCGUAUAAUAUUACCGUCGAUGCGGAAGACAUCGCGGUUAUGCAAAUACAAAUAAUAAUAAUGAUAGGCAUCGAUGACUGCCUGCGCAACGGCCGAAUUGUUUUUAUACAGAAUGAUCCGUAGUUUUACGAAUCCCUUUAAAACAAUAAUAUUUACUUCAUAAUAUAAUCGAUUUUUAGAUGGUAAACCGAUAAUCGUUUUCCCUAUUCCUCGGGUCUAAAAUUUAAACUGUGUCAUAACUCAUAAAAUCGUUAUUGAUAGCGGUGUAUGCGUAUCGAAAUGUAUAAACAGAUUCUUCUCUCAAUCUCUCUACGACUUUGUGUUUACACGGGACGGUCCCUAUUUCAAAACAAAAAGUAUAAUAUUACUCGUCUGAGGUGGGUGUAAGGAGACGGGGUAAACAAUUGAAAAUAACGUUAAAAUAAAGCUUAUAAGAAACGCAUUAUUAUUAACGCAGUAACAUACUAACAUGUGUCGUCUCUAUCGGAAAAUAUGUCUAAACAAAUGAGGCUUCCGAUAGUGUUCAGACUUACACCAAAAAUUAUUUCACCAAGGAUUAACACUUUUAUUAUAUUUUCAAAGAGGGGUUUAUUGAUAUAGUGAUUAUACAGUUUUUAUUAAGACAAAAAAAUUAAUUAUUUUUUUUUUUUACCAUAGGUACUGUAUUAUAAUUAUUUAACAGAUAUCAAAAUAAAAAAAAAAUGUCCCCUUUUCAAAACAUAGUGCAUGCGUGGUCGUCUUUAAUUUUGGCGAAAGAAUAUUCGUUUAAGGUCUAGGUCCCGAGUACGAUGGGAAUACCGCUUAAACGUUUUCAUUGCAGUUGGAAAAAAAUAACCGAAAUCAAAUACGCUUAUAAAAAUUCCUCCGUGAACACCGCCGGUCCGCGAUAAAUUGAACACUCUGUAUAUCGCUAUAAAUACCAUGUGCGUAUAGAAAGUCAUCGAUAAUAUGUCGUAUCCGACCCGUGCGUAUCGGAUCGCCGGAAGUUUAGGCCCAUAGGGUUAGCGUACCCAUGUAUUAUUAAUAUAUUAUAAAUAGUUACGCGACGUAAAAAUCACUAAUAAGCUGAAGCAUACGCAUUAUACCUAUAAUCAGUAGGUAACUUAUACAGAAAUCGAGGUUGGCGUUCUAAUCAAAGUGUAUAAUAUUUCGUAUUAUUAGGAAGUCCGUAUAUAACACAUUAAAUAACUACGCCGAUUAUAAUGAUAUACUCGUAUAAUAUAGACGCGUCAUCGUCCGUCGGUCUUGUAAUACAGGCUUUUCAUUUUAUAGGCUAUAUAUUUAUGUAUAAUAAAUACAAAAACGUCAUUUAAAAAAAAAUAUUUCGUCGUUUUUAUUGCUCAAUUAUAGGCGUGUUUUGUCGAUGCAGUUAUACGAGCGACUUGAUGGCUAGUAUGGUUUACAGUGAACAAACUUUUUCAACGGUAUAUAGUUCAUUUACAGUGUUGGGAAAGUUCCUUUUAAAAAGUAAUUUGUUCCCGUCCCUCGUUCCUUAAAAAAAGGAACUCGUUCCCUGUUUUUUUUUUUAUGAAUUCCCAUGUUACAUAUUCAUAAAAAAAAUAUAUCGAUAGCAUGGGUGCAGCUACUGCUGUAGGUGGGAAGUUGGGAUGGUAGAAUAACUAAAAUUGGAAACUAUUAUUACUUCUUAGAAUUAACAUGUUUAAAAUUCUAAUAAAUUAAAUUAAAUUAAUUUUCUAGUUCCUACUCUACAGAAAAAUAAAUUAACAAACAUAUCACUUUAAAAAUCAAUGAUAAGGCAAUAAGUAAUAAAAUAAUUAAUCAUCAAUUAACUGUACCUGUACAGUAAACAAAACGUUUUAGCGGAAAUGCAACCGAGUAUAGAUAACAGUGCAACAAACUUUUACCGAUAACUGCAUUACCAAAACACGCAUGAUAUAAUAUUAUUUAUUGUGUAUAGUUUGAAAGACCAUUUCGCAAGAAAAAAUACGCCCGCGUAUUUUAUACCUACCUCGAAUAAGAAUACGAAUAGGUACGAAAUUAUAAUUCGUGUGAGACUUUUUUUUUUAAAAAAAUUGAACGUUGUGCUUUUAUUGUUGUCAUUGCCGCAGUUAUAACGGUAACAAAAUCAUUCGAUCUCCCCUAUAGGUACCUUUAUUAUAUACUCGUUGCAGAGACAAUUGAUGGUAACCCGGGGAAUCUAGGACACGACUAUUUUCCCAUCAGAAAUUUUACCUAGAUAGAAUAAUUAACAAUAGUAUUUUAAUUAGGUUAUAACUAUAAGCUACGGGUAUACGUGUAUAAUAACAUAAUAUAGACACUAUUAUAUUAAUACACAAAACCUUAAACCACUUCCGAUUUGCAGCCGAGAAUAGAAAAUAUCACUUGUACAAAUAUAUUUUUAAUGAAGGUAAUCGAGGGCCCGCCUAUGGGCGACUACACGUAUAAAAUAACUACGUCGUGUACCGAUAGUUUAUAUAUGUCACAGUAAUCCAGGAUGUACCGGUAAACUCUAGGUUUUAGAAAACAGUUUGGUCAAUCCCCAAAUGAUUUUUAUAGUCGGGACUUUUCCAAACGAUACUUAGUAAAUCUUAGGACGAGCAACUUAGUCCGAAAUUUCAUUUUUCUUUUAAUAUUUAUCGAGUGGUUUUAUCCCUUGCUUUAUACGAGUAUAAACUGAUAUCAAUCGAAUAUUAUACGAUAAUUUAUUAUAAGUUUAUAUCAUCACAAAAAUUGAAAAAAUUAUUACUCUUAUUAGAUUAUUACAAUAUUAAACAUAUAAUAUUUAUUACAAAAUUUAUUAUUUGUUUAUGCAGGCUUGGCUACUAUAGCCAAAUUGGACUAUAUAAUACUUUUUUGAUCGACAUUUUCAUCGAUUUGAAUUUUAUUACAGUUCGCCAAAUAAAAUCCUAAAAAAUGUCUUUGAAAAAAAAUCCUUUUAUGUCCAAUAAAAUUUUAAAUAAUAAACGAACAUUUUUUUUUUUUGAUGCUCCACUACUCUUACAGUCCGCUUACCUAAACUUAAAAGUGGAAUAUAUUAUCAACAGGUUGACAGAAAUCAUACGUUUCAACGCCAAAAUAAUGUACUUAAACUAAUAUUCCGUCCAUUUAUGAAAUUUUUAAUAUAGGCUUCAAUUUGAAAAUCAAAAAAAAUAAAUGUUUCAACUAAAAAUAAAGUUUUUACACAAUUCAUUUUUUUUUUUUAAAUGAGUAUUUCAUGAGAAAUUUGACUGCAACACGGAAAUUAUAAAAACCUAGUGUACAACUUACAAUAUAUUACUUCUACUUCCAUCGGCUUAAUUUUUUUCUUUUAGUUAAAUAAUACAAAAAAGCUGUCCUAGGAUAAUCGAGACGGGUGCAGCUACUGUUGUUGGUGAAAAGUUGGGAGGGUAGGAUAUAAAGAGGAAAUUAAUUUGUAUCUGUAAGCAACGAUAAACCAUUGCUUACUAAAACCGAUUUUUAGCGGAGUUCAGUUGAUUGUGAUGCAAAGCUUUAUCAACAAUAUUUAUGUCAUAUUAUGGUAAAAUAAUUAAAUAGGCAUUAUAUAAUUUCGUCGAUAAUAUUUGUUUAAUAUUGUAAUUAUUUUCUCGUUUUUCCCGGUUGUUCUUGAAAAAAUUGAAAAAUGACCUCCCCAAAGUACCAAGAAAAUUUCCUUUCAGAAAAGGGUCUACAUCGGAGAUGUAAUCAGAGUAUGCUUCCUAAUAGAAAAAAUGUUAACGUCAUAAAAAAAUAAUAAUAAAAAUAAACAUCUUUGUAAAACCAAUAAAUUCUUUGCUUCACUCAAAAUAUAAAAAUCUAAAAUAGAAAUAAUAAUAAUUCAAAAUAAUGUAAGAUUCCAAAAACUUUUUACAUAUGCCGUUUAAAAAUACAAAAAGUAUUUCAUGAUGAAAUCGACGGUUACAUAAAACUUUAAAUAUUCUGUACAUGCCGAAACAUGACAGGGUUCUUAUUAUUUCGUUACCCCAACGUAUCAUGAUGAUCCUUCGUAUGUUUAUAGCUCAAACGCGUGUUGCACAAAAUUACCUUAAACGUCAUGCUACCACUACAAUUCCCAAACGUGUCCAAAAGUUUAUUUGGAGAACAUCGAUUUUUUUAUAUUUAAAAUAAAAAUUAUUUAUAUACAAUCAGAAAUAUGUUUGCAUUUUUAUUUUUUGUUCCAGGAAUAAAAGUCUCAAUGUUUUAAAACGUCCGUCGACUAUAUUGUAG